AUCACAUAUAUCCAUUUAUCUUAUAUUUCAUCUAAAAUACUUCCUGGCUGUGCUCGUGAUGACGACAGCGCAUCGGCAGCAUCCAUUUGGCUUGCCAGUCGUUUAGUCUUUGCAGACGUCAGUGUAACAAGGUAGGACGUCUGGUUCAUUAAAAAUGAACCCGUUACUUACGCAGCGGAACGCCGACUUUGCAAGUCCUACCCAUCCGCUCCAAAGCCUGACGCCGACUAGAGCUCAGCCUGAUGCGGACUUUGCAAAUCCUACUCACGACAGCAUCUGGAAGGUUACAAGGCAGCUUAAGAAGGAACAGUGUUCCCUGUAUAACUGCGUUGCCUCAAUCCUAUCGGACGCGGCUUUCGUCUCGGAAAUAAGGGGCCUCUACCCGACCAUUCCUUUGUUGGCGAACCUACGUUGCGGCCUCUGGUAUACGCGCCAGGCAGAUGGCACCUGUUACUUCAAGUCCACAGAUGGGCAUAACGGUAACUGGUCUUUCUCUUGUACGCGGCUUAACUGGAACGUCUGUGAGCUUGCUGCCCAGCAUGGAGGCGUGAUAAUUGUUGAUGCAACGCGCAAGGGGAAGCGCUUUCCGGAUGCCAUGACUAAGACCAUCCCCAUCUGGGCUGCCGUUGUGAACCGCGCCGUUGCUCGCAAACGCGCCGAGGCAUCCGCGCGGCAGGCCGCAGCAGGAGCAGCAGUAGGAGCAGCAGGGGCCAUGAGAAGCAGCACCUCAGCUUUUGUCUCAGCGCCCGAUCAGCAACCCACCGAGCAGCAGCUGCUCUUCCAGCAGCAGCUUGUGCCAAACCUGCCCGCCCGGGAAUCCCAAAGCCCUGACACCGCAGCAGACCCAGUCAACUCGGCAACACCAUCAUCAGCACCGCCGUGUCCUUCCUCACCUGCGCCCUCCACGCCACGCAACUGCCGUUCCUCCUUCACCUUCCCUGCUGCUCCCACCUCCCCUGCGGGCUCCGCUGCUGCCGGUGGUGGUGGCGGUAGUUGUCCAGCCGCCGCUGGGCAGCUGGCAGCGGCGAUGGCAGCGGCGACGGCUGAGCAGCAGGAUUGCGGCUGCCCCCGAGUGGGGUCACUCAGCAUGUGGCUGCAGAGCCCGCUGGCUGCCUCAACCACCCAACCGACGUCGCCCACCGGCACUGCCACCACCACUACCGCCUUGGCAACAGCCGCUGAGGUAUUGCGACGGAAUGCGGAUGCAAUGGAUGCUUUGUCAGCAGUCGCAACGCGGGAGGAGGACGGCUCUCCUGUUGCUUCCACCCUGGCUGUCCCGACGGACGCUGACGGGGAUGAUGAUGACGACGGCCACGGCGAGAACAUCAUCAGCCGGGAGCGGCGGUUGGGGCCGGCAUGGGCUUGCGGCCACAGGGAGGGCGGCUCCGGCAGCAGCCCCCCACGCGGGGAGCAGCCGGGCGGUGAGGGGUGUGGUGGGGUGUGCGGGUCGCCGCGACGUGCGCGCUGGGUCCGUCGCGGUGCGGACACGGGUGAGGGACUGGACCUGGAGGAGAGGUGUUGCGGGGGGCGGCAGCAGGGGGAGCAGGGGGAGGAGGAGGACCCGCAGCAACUACUACAGAAGGAGCAUCCGGAUCCCCAGGAGCAGCAGCAAAAGCACCAGGAGCACCAGCUGUUGCUGCCGCAGCACCAGCAGCAGCAGGAGGACGAGGAUUGGGAUGCCUGGCCCGCAGCCGCCCCCGCCGCUGCCCCCGCGGAGUCACCAGCCAGCUGCUGCUGGCAGGUGCAGCUGCGGGGGCCUGAUGCUGCUGCUGCCGGCUGCUGCUGCCCCCCUGCGCUGUGCGAUGUGGACCUGGGGGC
This is a messenger RNA of Astrephomene gubernaculifera, 1818 nucleotides long. The record is from the annotation of a GenBank genome assembly. Lineage: Eukaryota; Viridiplantae; Chlorophyta; Chlorophyceae; Chlamydomonadales; Astrephomenaceae.